Messenger RNA from Acipenser ruthenus (sterlet), 3298 nucleotides. RefSeq names its product protein phosphatase 1 regulatory subunit 1C-like. NCBI's taxonomy places the organism in Eukaryota, Metazoa, Chordata, Actinopteri, Acipenseriformes, Acipenseridae. The coding region runs from base 357 to 851 and encodes 164 amino acids. The record is from RefSeq and is a predicted model, not a curated record. The transcript is spliced from 6 exons. Gene Ontology annotation, biological process: intracellular signal transduction. Gene Ontology annotation, cellular component: cytoplasm. Gene Ontology annotation, molecular function: protein phosphatase inhibitor activity.
UUACUCAAAUCCCAUGGCACCCAACCGUUCAAGGCCAGCAGUGCAUUUGAAAUGAGCCUGUGUGUAAUUCCUGGCUGGAGUGUAGCUACACAAUUAUCUUUUUGUUCCUUGAUGGCCGAGCUAGGGAGUUCUGUAGUGUUGCAAGAAAUCAAAAACAAGGGCACAUAACUGUGGAUGUGGAAGGAGCUUAGCUCAUGCUGCUAGGAAGUCAUUUACUUGCUGACUAGGGGACUUGAAGGCGGUCUGUUCGCUGGAGAACAAUCAGUGUGUUCUUAAGGGGAGAGCCAGAGGAUAGUUCCUGGUAGCUGUUCUCUCUGAGCAGUCUUGGUGGAGUCUCUCCUCAUUCACUUCUCAUUAUGGAGCCCAGCAGUCCCAAGAAGAUUCAGUUCGCUGUGCCUUUGUUUCAAAGCCAGCUGGACCCACAAGCAGCCGAACAGAUCAGAAGAAGACGACCCACGCCAGCAACACUGGUUAUUUUCAAUGAUCAGACACCACCAGAAGCAGAUGAACAGAGGACAACAAACUCGCAGGGACAAGCAGAGAGUGCUGAGAUGUCUCCCAAGCAAAGAAAGCAGAGUGUGUACAACCCACCCACUAUGAAAGGCAGUGAACAGACAGACCCCCUAAAAUGUAGUGAUGGUGAGAGUCCCCUGCUGCACUCUGGAAACACACAGCCACUCUUAGAGAAAGGGUCAGAUGAGAAGUCUGUGAAACCAAGGAGGAAAGACACCCCGUUUCAGCACCAUCCUCCCUUUGUACCAGGGGUGAAGCUUAUGAAAUCACAGAAAGAAACAGCGUUCCCCGAGGAAGAAGAAGGAAUCAAUGAAAGACAGGAAGACUGGACCCCGUAGAUGGCAAUGUGUGUCUUAAUGGGAGUGUUUCCACUUUCUGUUGUUCACUCAGUUAAAUGAACUGAAAACCUUUUUCACAUCGCGCAGGACUGAUGAAACAGAUCAUUUCCUACAGCAGAGCUCUAGAAAACAGGCUUUUAGUCUGACUCAUUUUAAUCGAAAGCUUUAAAGAUCCAUUAACCUUUUCCUCUGCAAAAUCACUAAUAUAGUUCUGGAUCUGAUCAUGCAUAUAAAUAUUAUGUGUUAACUUUCUGAUCUUAACCACAGUAAUUCAGUUUUUAACCUUUUCUAACAAUAACCCAACCUAGCAUAGCAGCCCAUUCCUUUUGCGUUUACAUUAUCAUUGGUAUUCAUUUUGACAUCUGAAAAUGAAUUAGUAACUGUUUAAAGCCAGGUUGUUUUUGACCUGUCAUCUACAGCCCAUCUUAAGCAUAUAAUUACCAUCAUCUACAGUACCUUUCAGUCGCUCUGUGUAAUAGUAUUGUCAAAAUAGUAGAAAAUUAAGAUACAGUAUAGUUUUAGAAAAAAAAAAAACUCUGCUGAUUUAUUAUUUACAGACACAUGGAAUGUAUUAUUUAAUUUUAUAUUUAAAUAUUAUUUAAUUAUUUAGUAUAAAGAUAAUUUUAGUCCUUUGUGCCAUAUUUUAAAGGCAAAUGUUUCUGAUUUCGAUGUUGAAAAAAUUGUGUAAAUGUCUUACUUUAUAUUCACACAGUGCUUGUUGGUGCAUAUACAUCCAACUAUGUUUUUCUGAUCAUUCCAUUAGUAAAAAAGGUUUUUAAAGCGUAAGACAGAUAACCCAUACUAAUGAUAAAAAUCCUCUUAAUUAAAAAUUCAGAAUUGCUUGUUUUCCUUUAUCACUGAACAACUUUCCAUUAGAGUCUGCUGAGAGAAGAGCGCUAAAAAGGUUCUGGUAGUUAUGAUGAAGCUUGGAUGACUGUUGGCUUAUAACCUUUUACAACCUCACUGUAAAGUGCUGAAGCGUGGAGUAUUUAUAUAUAUAGAGUAAGAGUUUAUUCACAUAAAACAACGUGAUGGAACACCAUAUUUAUGUUUUAAAUAUGGUUCUUUCACACCAGAGGCCUGGUGACGCAGCAAAAUGGGAGAUAAGAAAAAAUACCUUGUUGUGUAAUGAUUUCCAUUACAUGAGAGUAGAUGUUAAAACGUCAUGCUGAUUUGAACUCGUCGGCUCUCACCAAGAUAAGCACCAACUAAGACGUAGCUUUACAGUAAACUAAUAUGAUCCAUCUGCGUCUCCAUCCAUCUGUGUUUCCUUCCAUCUGAUAAUGUAGAUAUCCUUCUGCCUGGUGUUGAUGGCUUAAGUGUAAUGCUGGCUCCAGGGAUCAGCUUAUUUUGCCUCCCCAGCGCCUCAGCAGACACAACGGCUGCGAUGCUGGCUCCGGGGAUCAACCACAGUGCAGUCUCCCCAGUGCAUCAGCAUGACAACCGUCUGGAUUGAGCUAAGUAGGGUACAUCUCUGGGGUCUUCAAGUGGGCACCUUCCAUAAUAGCCAGAGAAAAUCUGAUUCUGUCAAUGCAAGCAUGACAUGAAUUACAUUCAUUACAUGUAAUCGGGAACAAGAUGAAAAAAGAGUUGGGAUAUACAAAUGUAAAAGAAACAGAAAACUGUGUAUAAUGUUCAUAGAACUGAAUUAUGUGCAACGCAAACACAAAUGUUGUUAUUCAUUAUGAUCAUGUUAAUGCAUCUUAUUUAAACCAAAGAAUAGAUCAAAGCAAAAGGUACAUAAUCUCCUUCCAAACGGCAUCUUCACAUAAACAACAGCUUUUACAUUACUUCUGUUGUGAGGAUGUUAUGCAGCUCAGUCUGGAUUCUUACAGUGAAUGGGCAUUGAACCUCUCCAGACCAGCUGAUUGCAACUGGGGUUUCUCCAGUGGUAGUUUAAUAAAUAGAUUUACUUCCAGAUUAUAGAUACAUGAAUAUGUUGCAUUUUCAGUUACUAAUCUAUAUGGCAUUUCACAUGAGGUCACUGUAACUUCAACUUAAUGUCUUCAUUAAAUCGCAUGAGGUAGUUCCUGCUCUAUUCAGGAUUUCAGUGCUAUGGGAUUACUAAUCUGCUUUAUCACCUACUCAAAUAAGCACAAACAUAUGCUAUGAAUCUACAGGUCUAUUGUAAAUAGUAUGUUUUUCUUAAUAUGUUUUAAAGCAACAAAUCCAUAAUAAACUGAUUCAUUAUAUUAUGAAUAAGUGCCUUUUCAAACAACAAGCCUCUCUGUGUGUUCUACUUAACAGAGUUGUUUGUUUUUAUUCAUGUGAUAGCAUUGUGGUGUCAUUAAGUAUUUUAAAAUGUCUGAUAUUUCAGACAAACACCCUCAUUCACUAAUGUUUGAUCUUUUGAUGCUGUGGAACAUGUGGCCUGCACUCUCACACACCACCGUUUGACUUUCUGUAUGCUUUCAGAUUUGGAGUACAAUUAAAAUGCUUCAACAUCA